UGGUCAUAGUUUUGGUUUAUUCAAUUUCAUUCGCUCACAUGCGUUCGUACUUCGUUUCAUUCGUUCAUUGAAUUGAAGUGCGACUGCCGGAGUGCAGUGCCUUAUGCGAAAAAAACAAGGGAUUUUAAGUAUUAUUAAUCCGAUUAAAAUUCUGUAAGAAAAAGUUAAAAAUGGAAGGUGAUAAAUCAGACACUUCAAACCCAAAAUCAUUUUCGGGCAUACCAGAGGCAGUGUUUGUGGAUAAUGUUGAUGAAUUUAUGAGCAAGCCUGAAAACUCUGGCGGAGUAGACAAAGUUUUGCGAAGCCUUGAUGAACAACACGCUAAAUAUAAACACAUGGAGUUAUCUCUAGCAACAAAGCGGAGGCGUCUUAGGCAACAGAUACCAGAUUUAGCGAGGUCACUAGAAAUGAUUGAAAAGCUGAAGAUUCAGAAAGAGGAAAUGGAAACAGAGUUUCUUCUCAGUGAUCAAGUGUUUGUGAAGGCAAACAUACCUCCAACUGAAAAAGUUUAUUUGUGGCUUGGAGCAAAUGUUAUGUUAGAAUAUACAUUAGAGGAUGCUGAAAGCUUACUCUCAUCGAAUAUGGCUACUGCUAAGAAGAAUCUAGACUGUGUUGAACAUGAUUUAGAUUUCUUAAGAGACCAAUGGACAACUACUGAAGUAAACAUGGCAAGAGUUUACAAUUGGGAUGUUAAAAGGCGCCAGGCUGCCAAGGCAUCUAGUUAAUGAUUUUCUACAAUACACAGCAUUAAGUACUCACAAAUUAAUACUAUACUAUUGCAAUAUAAAUACUAUUUUGUAGUUUUCUACUGAAAAGGAGAGCUGGCCAGUACUAUUUUAUGAUAAUAAGCGGUUUCAAAUUUCUAAUCGCUUCUGGCUGGCCUCCAACUCUUCUUGAAAUUUAUUAUUUACUUACGAGUCAGUCUGAAUAAUUAUAAAUUUAUACAUUUUGUUGCCUGAAAGCAUACCCAAGUAGGGUAAUUCACUGUAACUACCUACUAUUCAAUGAGUUGCUCUGCUGGAUGCUCAAUAAAUUUUCUCUGUGCCUAUAAAUUUCUAAAUCCACUGAUGAGAAGUGUGUGUAGUAGUAGUACCUAUAUGGCAAUUAUGCAUUAUCCAUCGUAAUAGUCCUAAACAGAGCUCAGUCACCAAAGCACCACUGUCAAAUAUUGCUAGCUCUGCCUUAUAAGCAUGCCCUCAUAUUUUCGUCUCCUUGACUAAGCUGUAUGUAGAUUUUUACGUAUUGUAUAAUUUAAAGUAACUAUUAGUGUCUUAUUUCGAUGAUAGUGCUUAUUUUUAAAAGUUUGGUUAGUUAUAUUAGUUUCCUGAAUAUAUCUUGUAUUAACACUACUUAUGCUGAAAUAAUAAACUUCACAGGUAACUUAUUUAUUAAUGUUAAGUUAAAAUUACAGUGCCCAUGCAUGUAAAUAAGACCUGAAAUGCAUUAUCAAAUUAAUAAAAUACUGCUUAUAAAAA
Messenger RNA from Helicoverpa zea (corn earworm), 1475 nucleotides. It is a transcript of the gene mgr, whose product is annotated as prefoldin subunit 3. Gene Ontology annotation, molecular function: tubulin binding. Gene Ontology annotation, cellular component: prefoldin complex; cytoplasm. Gene Ontology annotation, biological process: tubulin complex assembly; protein folding; microtubule-based process. Bases 171 to 725 code for a protein of 184 amino acids. The transcript has 5 exons. The record is from RefSeq and is a predicted model, not a curated record. Lineage: Eukaryota; Metazoa; Arthropoda; Insecta; Lepidoptera; Noctuidae.